AUGGAAAUGGGAACAAUUUGCUCAAAUAAAUAAAAAGAUUAAUAGAAAUAGAGUAAAAAAAUUGUAUUAAUAGAUUUUCAGAUAACACCAAUGAAUAUGAAUGUAUUCUUUUAGAUUAAGAUUCAAACAGAUGGCUGAAGAAACAAUACUCUAUUAAUUAUACUAAAGAUAAGUACUUCAGAUAUUUUUAUUAGGGAUAAUUAAUUAGAAUGUAAAAUAUUUAAUGAUAAUUAUAAUAGGCAAUAAAAAAAUUUUUCUGCUCGACCUGAACUUUUUAGUAAUUUAGAAUAAAUCUAAUAUCUUGAAUGGUUUGGAAAUUAUAAUGAUAAUUUUAAUAAGGUUGCUAAAUGGACAGCAAAUUGGAAUAAAGAAAAAAUCAUAAAAGUAGGUGGAUUUUAUCUAGAAAAUGGAGCAAAGUCAGGGAUAUGGAAAGAAAUAAUUAAUAAUUAUUGUAGGUAUAUGUAGAAAAUGAAUCAAAAUUAGUUAAGCUCUUGUAUAUUAAGUUGGAGAAUUCAUAAACGAUAAAAAACAUGGAAGAUGGUAAUAUAUUUAUAAAAAUGAAAUGAUGUAAUAUAUAAUAUAAAUAAAUUAUUUAGUGGUGGGGGAUUCUAUAAUGAAUUUGGUCAGAAGAAUGGUAAAUGGAUAGAAAUUAGCAAUAGAUUUUAGAAGUAAAUAUGAUUUCGCAUAUUUCUAGCUAGAAUUAAAUCAUUUAUAAAGGUGAAUAUACUAAAUCAGGUAUGAAAGUUGGCAAAUGGGAUAUCAUGUAAUGUAAAAAUAAUGAAAAAUCAUAUAAAUAAAUGUAAAAGUUGAAAUUAUGUUAGUGGUGGAGGAUAAUAUGAUGGGUAAUAAAAAGGGUCAAUAAAGAUUGGGAGUUGGAUUGAAAUAUCAGAUGGAUUUUAGUGGAGGAAUUAAAUCACUUAUAAAGGUGAGUAUAAUAAAUAUGGAGAAAAAUAAGGUAAAUGGGAUAUAUUGCAUAGAUAUGACUAAAACGAGCCCUUCAUUAAGAUGUAAGAUUUAAGAAUAUAUAUAAGUGGGGGUGGAUUAUAUGAUGAGCAGGAAGGAAGUUCAAAGAAAAUAGGUAGAUGGAGUGAGGAAUGGGAAGGAUUUUGGGAUUGUAGUUAAGUCAUUUAUAAUGGUGAAUAUAAUAUGAAAGGUAACAAGAUUGAUCGAUGGGAGACUAUGUAUAAAGGAGAAUAUGAGCAAGAAUAUAAAUAAAUGUAUUAAUUAUAGCUACUUUAGAGGUGGUGGAACUUAUAUUGAAUAAGAUGGAGUGUCAAUAAAGAAAGGAGGAUGGAUUGAGUUAAUAGAUAAUUUCAGGGAUGAGUGUUAAGUCACUUACAAUGGUGAAUAUAAUUUGAAUGGAGAAAAAAAAGGUAGAUGGGAUAUCAAAUAUAGAGAUGACUUUGACAAACCAUUUUAUAAGAUGUAAAAAAGCUUAAAAUUAUGUAAGUGGUGGUGGAUAAUAUAAGGAGAAAGAAGUAGACUCAAAAAAGAUUGGGAGAUGGAUAGAAUUGCUGGAGGGGUUUAAGAAAUCUUCUUAAGUGACUUAUCAAGGUGAAUAUGCUAUGAAUGGUUACAAAAUAGGUAGGUGGAAUAUUGAUUAUGAGGGAAAGAAAAUGUAAAAAUAAUAUUAAGUUAGUGGCGGAGGAUCUUAUAAAGAAUAUGAAGGAAUUUAAGUAAAGAUUGGUAAAUGGAUUGAGUUGUGCGAUAAUUUUGGGGAAUAUUGGUAGUCAUAGUAAAAAAUAAUUUAUGAUGGCCAAUAUAAUGAGGAAGGCAGAAAAGUUGGAACAUGGGUAGAAAUAGAUAUAAAAAAAAAUAAAAAAAUAGGAGAGAUGAAAUAUAAUAUUUGA
Paramecium sonneborni is the source of this 1850-nucleotide messenger RNA. The record is from the annotation of a GenBank genome assembly. Lineage: Eukaryota; Ciliophora; Oligohymenophorea; Peniculida; Parameciidae.